Messenger RNA from Pyrus x bretschneideri (Chinese white pear), 1982 nucleotides. Its product is annotated as T-complex protein 1 subunit epsilon. Lineage: Eukaryota; Viridiplantae; Streptophyta; Magnoliopsida; Rosales; Rosaceae. Gene Ontology annotation, biological process: protein folding. Bases 119 to 1726 code for a protein of 535 amino acids. The transcript is spliced from 9 exons. Gene Ontology annotation, cellular component: chaperonin-containing T-complex. Gene Ontology annotation, molecular function: ATP binding; ATP hydrolysis activity; ATP-dependent protein folding chaperone. The record is from RefSeq and is a predicted model, not a curated record.
CCCUAGAAGCAGAUGCUUAAACAGAGACGAAGAUCCUCGACCUAAACGGAAGUGGGAAAAGCAGUGAGGGUUUGAGGAACAAGUGAAUCGGAUUUGGUAACAGAGUGGUGGUGCAGCAAUGGCGUUGGCGUUCGAUGAGUACGGGCGCCCGUUCAUAAUACUGAGGGAGCAGGAGCAGAAGUCUCGAUUGCGCGGCCUCGAUGCUCAGAAGGCCAACAUUUCUGCCGGCAAGGCCGUCGCUCGCAUCCUCCGGACCUCCCUCGGACCCAAGGGCAUGGACAAGAUGCUCCAGAGCCCCGAUGGCGAAAUCACUGUUACAAAUGAUGGUGCCACGAUUCUGGAGCAGAUGGAUGUCGACAAUCAGAUUGCGAAGCUGAUGGUUGAACUAUCCCAGAGCCAGGACUAUGAAAUUGGUGAUGGGACAACUGGAGUUGUUGUGUUGGCUGGUGCACUUCUAGAGCAUGCUGAGCGGCUGUUGGAGCGAGGUAUUCACCCCAUACGCGUUGCAGAGGGAUACGAAUUGGCAUCUAGAAUAGCUUUCGACCAUUUGCAGCAUAUAUCACACAAAUUUGAAUUUGAUCUGGAUAAUAUAGAGCCUCUGGUUGGAACUUGCAUGACCACGUUAUCGUCCAAGAUUGUGAACCGGUGCAAGCGUGACCUUGCUGAGAUUGCUGUGAAAGCAGUUAUGGCUGUUGCAGAUUUAGAGAGGAAGGAUGUGAACCUAGAUUUGAUAAAAGUAGAGGGGAAAGUUGGGGGUAAGUUGGAAGAUACUGAGCUGGUAUAUGGUAUUCUUAUUGACAAGGAUAUGAGCCAUCCACAAAUGCCAAAGCAUAUUGAAGAUGCAAAAAUUGCUAUCUUGACGUGUCCCUUUGAGCCACCUAAGCCAAAGACAAAACAUAAGGUUGAUAUUGAUACAGUGGAGAAGUUUCAGACUCUACGUUUGCAAGAACAGAAGUACUUUGACGACAUGGUCCAAAAAUGCAAGGAUGUCGGUGCUACCUUGGUCAUCUGUCAAUGGGGGUUUGAUGAUGAAGCAAAUCACCUGUUGAUGCACAGGAACUUGCCUGCUGUCAGAUGGGUUGGUGGUGUGGAGUUGGAACUAAUUGCAAUAGCUACAGGAGGAAGAAUUGUGCCCAGGUUCCAAGAAUUGACACCCGAGAAGUUAGGAAAGGCCGGUAUAGUUCGCGAAAAAUCAUUUGGCACAACUAAAGAUCGCAUGCUGUACAUAGAACACUGUGCAAAUUCAAAGGCGGUGACCAUAUUUAUCCGUGGUGGUAACAAAAUGAUGAUAGAGGAGACUAAGCGCAGCAUCCACGAUGCCCUCUGUGUUGCUAGGAAUCUCAUCCGCAACAAUUCUAUUGUCUAUGGUGGUGGAUCAGCAGAGAUAUCUUGCUCCGUUGCUGUAGAGGCAGCAGCAGACCGAUACCCAGGAGUUGAGCAAUAUGCCAUUAGAGCAUUUGCAGAUGCUUUGGAUGCUGUCCCUAUGGCGCUUGCAGAGAAUAGUGGCCUUCAACCCAUCGAAACGCUAUCUGCAGUGAAGGCCGAGCAGAUUAAGGAGAACAUUCCCUACUACGGAAUAGACUGCAACGAUGUUGGCACAAAUGAUAUGCGCAAACAGAAUGUCUUCGAGACUUUGAUCGGGAAGCAGCAGCAAAUCUUAUUGGCAACACAGGUGGUGAAGAUGAUACUAAAAAUCGAUGAUGUUAUUUCCCCCUCUGAUUACUAGUUUGUUUUACCUGGGGAUGAAUUUCUGUAAUUUUUUUAGCUUGAUUCAGAAUUUUGAAUGACUCUUAAGGACAUACUGUUCGCUUGUGGAAACUUGUUUGUAGAAUUUGGAGUGGUUUGUAGCAUGAUCGCUCUUCUUUCCCUUUGUUUAAUUGGUGUGAGGUAGGCCAAGUGAUUGGUGAAGAAUUGGGAGAAAUUGGCAUCAACUUGUAUCGCUUCAUCUAUUUGUGCGAAUCAUAACGAAUAAGUUUCCUGCA